Molecule: messenger RNA, 3907 nt
Organism: Cornus florida
Lineage: Eukaryota; Viridiplantae; Streptophyta; Magnoliopsida; Cornales; Cornaceae
Product: 5'-3' exoribonuclease 3
Exons: 23
Coding region: 275-3619 (1114 amino acids)
Biological process (GO): nuclear-transcribed mRNA catabolic process
Cellular component (GO): nucleus
Molecular function (GO): zinc ion binding; RNA binding; 5'-3' RNA exonuclease activity
Source: RefSeq, a predicted model, not a curated record
UCGCAUCAAACCGCCAUACUAUUUUGUUUCGUGCCCUAAUUUGCCGUCACCGCCAACAUUGACUCGCAUCAAACCGCCAUUUCUAAUAUUCGCAUAUUCUCUCUCCUGUUCGUUUGAGUUCUAUCUAUUGUUCGUUUUAGUUAUCUCUCUGGCAUUGGAGUUGUAUUCUUCAUUAAUUGUUAUAUUUAUGUUGUAUCUAUUGUUUGUUUGAGUUUUGAGUUUGAGGAAGGUUUGAUCGAAGAUAGCUUAAAGCUUGCGUGAGUGUUGGUCUGCGAUGGGAGUUCCGGCGUUUUAUCGAUGGUUAGCUGAGAAGUAUCCAAAGGUGGUGGUGGAUGUGGUUGAGGAGGAACCGGUUGUGAUCGACGGAGUUACAAUUCCGGUCGACACGAGUAAACCUAACCCUAACAAGCUCGAAUAUGACAAUCUCUAUCUCGACAUGAAUAAUAUUAUACACCCUUGCUUUCACCCCGAAGACCGGCCUUCUCCAACCACAUUCGAUGAGGUGUUUCAGUGCAUGUUCGAUUACAUAGAUAGACUUUUUGUGAUGGUGCGGCCUCGCAAACUGUUAUACAUGGCUAUUGAUGGCGUUGCCCCAAGAGCUAAGAUGAAUCAGCAGCGGUCUAGGCGUUUUAGAGCAGCCAAAGAUGCAGCAGAUGCAGCAGCUGAAGAAGAAAAGUUAAGGGAGGAGUUUGAAAAAGAAGGCAGAAAGCUUCCCCCAAAACAGGAUUCCCAAGUUUGUGAUUCUAAUGUUAUCACACCUGGAACUGAAUUCAUGGCUGUUUUGUCAAUUGCUUUGCAGUACUACAUUCAUCUUAGACUAAACAAUGACCCUGGAUGGAAAUCUGUUAAGGUUAUCCUUUCUGAUGCAAAUGUUCCUGGUGAAGGGGAACACAAAAUUAUGUCGUAUAUUCGUCUUCAAAGAAAUCUUCCUGGUUAUGAUCCAAAUACGCGCCAUUGCCUUUAUGGUUUGGAUGCUGAUUUAAUCAUGUUGGCUUUGGCUACCCAUGAGGUUCAUUUUUCAAUCCUCAGGGAGGUUGUAUUCACCCCAGGACAACAAGACAAAUGUUUCCUAUGUGGUCAAAUGGGUCAUUUAGCUGCAGAGUGUGAAGGAAAGGCAAAGAGAAAGGUAGGGGAAUUUGAUGAGAAAGGUGAAGGUGAUGCUGUGCCCAAGAAGCCGUAUCAGUUUCUCAACAUUUGGACUCUUAGAGAGUAUUUGGAAUAUGAGAUGAGAAUUCCGAACCCUCCUUUCAAGAUUGAUCUUGAGCGCAUUGUUGAUGAUUUUGUCUUUAUGUGCUUCUUUGUCGGCAAUGAUUUUUUACCCCAUAUGCCCACGCUGGAAAUUCGCGAGGGUGCAAUAAACUUGCUUCUGGCUAUAUAUAAGAAAGAAUUCAGGGCAUUGGGUGGGUAUUUGACUGACUCAAGCAAGCCAAAUCUGAGCAGGGUCGAGCAUUUCAUUCAGGCUGUGGGAUCAUAUGAAGAUAAAAUAUUCCAGAAAAGAGCUAGGUUGCAUCAGAGGCAAGCCGAAAGAAUCAAGCGUGAAAAGUCGCAAGCAAAAAGAGGGGAUGAUGCAGAACCUAAACUCAAACCUGAAUCUCUUGUUCCUGUUGCUCGGUAUCAUGGUUCUCGUCUUGCUUUGGGUCCUUCACCUUCACCAUAUCAACAAUACCGUCCAGUGAGUUCGACGUGUGUGAAAAUUGAAAAUUCACUUGGGAAUGUUACUGCGGGUAUGUCAACUCUUGAUAUUCAGAGUAAGCAGUCAGGGAUAUCUGAUGGUAGAGGUGCCUGUGUCCGGGCAAAAAAAAUUGCACGUUUGUCUUCUGGGACCACCAUUGGUGCUGCUAUUGUUGAAGCAGAGAAUAGUAUAGAAAUAGAAUCAGAAGAAUGUGAAAACAAAGAAGAACUGAAAGCAAAGCUAAAGCGGAUACUUCGUGAAAAGUCUGAUGUUUUUAACUCUGAAAAUCAAGAUGAAGACAAGGUCAAAUUGGGAGAACAGGGGUGGAAAGAGAGAUACUAUGAAGAAAAGUUUUCUGCAAAAACUCCCGAGGAACUUGAAACAAUACGUAAAGAUGUUGUUUUGAAAUACACAGAAGGUUUAUGUUGGGUUAUGCACUAUUAUUACGAAGGGGUUUGUUCGUGGCAGUGGUUUUAUCCCUAUCAUUAUGCACCAUUUGCUUCUGAUCUCAAGGAUCUUGGGCAGUUGUCUAUAAGCUUUGAACUAGGUUUUCCAUUCAAACCAUUUAAUCAGCUUUUGGGGGUUUUUCCAGCUGCAAGCUCCCAUGCACUUCCUGAGCGUUAUAGGAAAUUGAUGACAGAUCCUAACUCACCAAUUAUAGAUUUUUAUCCGACUGAUUUUGAAGUGGACAUGAAUGGAAAGCGGUUUUCUUGGCAGGGUGUUACCAAAUUGCCUUUCAUUGAUGAAUCCCGCCUUCUAUCAGAGGUUGAAAAAAUUGAACACACUUUAACGGAGGAGGAAGUACGGAGGAACAGUGUGAUGUUUGACUUGCUUUUUGUGGCAUUAUCUCAUCCCCUAUCUCCAUAUAUAUUUUCUCUUGAUGACCGUUAUAAACAUUUGCCAGACAAAGAGAGAAUUGAAAUCAAGGAGCAACUUGAUCCGAGGGCCAGUGAUGGGAUGAAUGGUUAUAUAUCACUUUGUGCUGGAGACCCUUGCCCUCCAAUUUUUAGGUCACCUGUUGCAGGACUGGAAGAUAUUAUGGAUAAUCAAGUCAUUUGUGCUAUAUACAGACUUCCAGAUGCUCAUAAACAUAUAGCUCUACCACCAGCUGGAGUUAUUUUCCCAAAUAAGACUGUUUCGGUCAGGGAUCUUAAACCUGAGCCCGUUUUGUGGCAUGAGGAAUCUGGGAAGAAGCCAUGGGAGAAUGGAAGGCAAAACAGCCCUGGAACUAUUUUUGGUCGGCAGCUUGGGGAGGCCGCACAUCGGCUUGUGGCUAAUAGCUUACAGUUAAAGGCAGGUCAGAAUGGUUAUGGUGUUCGAAAGUAUGCUCCACCCCUAUCCUAUGAUGCUGCGCAUAGACCACAUUUUUCCUCUUACCAAGGUAACCGAUACCAUAGUCAGGAAUAUGAUAGAAAGGUUGCACCUAGAACAGGCUAUCCUUCUCAAAGUACACAUGGUCAACCCCGGUCUUCAAAUCCUAUUACUGUACAGAAUCACUUAAACUGUAAUUAUGGUCGACCAUAUGCUUCAUCUACUGCACGUGCUGCUUACAAUCGAUCACAACCUCAGCAUGAAAGGAACAACCGAUAUGCCACCCAGAGUAGGGAGCACUCAAUGCAGGGAUACUACCCAACAGGGUUCCAUCAAAAUGGUGGAAAUAGGUACCCUUCACAUGCCCCUCCACGGCAUGCAGUUCAAAUUCCCGUACCAGUUCAAACUCCUGCUCCAGUUCAAAAUCCCGUACCAGCGGGUGCCUAUUUUCAUCAGCAAGGAGGAUACAACAGUUUCGGGAGCUACCAACCAUACAGAGCCACUGGUGGUUAUCAAUGGGUUCCGGUAAACCAGAGUGUUGGCAGAGGGAAUGGUCAUCCCCAACAACCGGGCAACCAAUUCUCAGUGGGAGCAAGUAGAAGACCGCCGCCGCCACCACGUGGUUAUGGCCAGUAGAGGUAUAUUUUCUAAUUGUCGCCCGACAUUGCCAUCUUCAUGGUAGUGUUGUACCAUGUAAUCCAUUCUCAAAUGUCCGCUAAUUGAAAUUUCAAUUCAUUGUCAUGUUUACCUUUAUUUAUUUGUUUAUUUUAUGAACGAGAAGAUUUAGUUUAGGUGAUUCUCAUUUAUUUGGAUCUGUUCUAUUGUAUUCUCACCUACUUUGUAUGGGGGCAAAGUCCUGAAUCUUGAUAAUAGACCACAAAAGAUUUGAUAAAUGCAUACAAGCCUAUAUUGUUCUAUUGGGUA